Cryptosporidium muris RN66 is the source of this 660-nucleotide messenger RNA. RefSeq lists its product as uncharacterized. The record is from RefSeq and is a predicted model, not a curated record. The coding region runs from base 1 to 660 and encodes 219 amino acids. Lineage: Eukaryota; Apicomplexa; Conoidasida; Eucoccidiorida; Cryptosporidiidae. The transcript has a single exon.
AUGUUAAAUUUAUUUCCACCACGAUUGUGGUUACAUUUUAGUCAAACUGGGGGUGCAUACUUUUGUUUGAGCCAUUUUCGGACUCAUCCAUUACUUUCACUAAGACGAUGUAUUGAAUUAUGGUGCAUUAUUCUAUCAGCACUUGCAUUGUUACAAUUAAUUGUAUCAAUUGGUGCUGCUACAACAAAUUAUACAUUCCUAAUUAAGAUGCUCUUCCCGGAUGCAGUAGAUGCUGUUCAAAGGGAUCUUGGUAUUCUAAUUGUAUUAAUGUUUAUAUCAGCUAUUUUAGCACUUUUAGUAGGUGCAAUGGGAUUAACAUCUGUAAAUACUGGUAGUAUUUUGUCAACAAAAAUAUUUAUUUUAUGUAAUUACUUACAUGUAUUAAAAGAUAUUGCCUUUUUAGUAGCUAUACUUGUAUUAUUAUCAAAAUGGAAAAUUCUUACUGGUAAUUCAGCAGCAUUUUUUUCUAUUAUAAUUGGAAUUUCUUUAAUUUCAGGUAUUUAUAUUUCAUAUAUUGGUGAAAAUUAUUUACAUGUUAUUGAAAUUGGAGGUACUGGAGAUGAACUUGCUACUGCAACAGAGCUUGAAUCUCAGUCAACUGUAGGACAAGACUUAGAAUUAUCAAAAGAAGAAGACUCUUCAUUAUUAUCACGAAAAUAA